UCCUCCAGCCGGUCCCGUCCCUCAUCCAGGAGGGCCCGCAGUGUGGUUUGGUGGCCCUUUGGAUGGCUGGCGCUCACCUCCACCUGCCUUCUGAGGUUCCCCUGGAGAGAAUUCGGCAGGUGGCUUUGGAGAGAGGCUACACGGCGCAAGGAGAAAUGUUCUCAGCCGCUGACAUGGCCAGGCUGGCGGAAGAAGUCUUCCCCUGUAAAGCAGAGCUGCUCUCUGGUGGCCUGCAAGGAUGGAACCACGACAGAAUUCUUCAGCAUCUUGGUGCUGGUUUCCCUGUGCUGAUACCUUAUGACGAGGAUUACAACCACGAGCCCUGCCUCCGGAAUGGCUACAAGGCUCAUUGGGCUGUUGCCUCAGGAGCGUUGCUUGGUCUGAAGAGUGGCUUCCACCUACCUGCCUGCCAGGAGGACAAGGACAUGCCGGGGCUCUUCCAUGCCAGCCAUGCUACUUCGGCCGUCCCUUUAGAGGCCGUCACUGAGACCUACUUGCUGUCAAAGCACGGCAAGAGUUACCGCUAUCAGCUGUGGAGCUAUGCUCAGAUACAGGAGAGCAACGCCCAGCUGACGGGCUUCAGUCCCAGGCGGGCGGCUGACGGAAAGGUGUACAUUGUGCCCGCAGGGGGGGUACGAGAGGGACUGUGUGGACAAGCGGUGCUGCUGCAGCCAAGGGCCUGAGGGCGCUCUAGUAGCAACAAGCCUGCGCUGGAAGGAGGCUGCCCCCCCCCCCUGUGCCUGCAGAGCUCCAGGACAAGGUUGGGGAGACACGAGCUUAUCCUUGAAGGCCCCUCUUAAAGCCCACUUACACCAACCAACCUGGUAUUAGACCUUUGUGUUUCAGUAGAAGGAAGAAUGGAGGAAAUAAGGCUUUCGGGUAGCUUAAAUUUCCUCUCAGCAGAGUGCUUUUUGCCUUUAGAAAUUAGAACAGCUUACUGUUCUGAUUAUAAACAAGACCAACUUCGAAAUUGUAAGUAGGAGGGAAUAGAAAUGCCCGUGUGAAAGUGAAGCUACCACAUGCCUUUUCACCCUGUGCUGCUGGUGUUAAUAAAGGAGCACAACUCUCCUUGAU
Molecule: messenger RNA, 1074 nt
Organism: Protobothrops mucrosquamatus (brown spotted pit viper)
Lineage: Eukaryota; Metazoa; Chordata; Lepidosauria; Squamata; Viperidae
Gene: ACTMAP
Product: chromosome unknown C19orf54 homolog
Exons: 5
Coding region: 63-683 (206 amino acids)
Source: RefSeq, a predicted model, not a curated record